AUGGAGGGGAAGGACUGGGAUGAUGCUGACGUGGCUGCUGUGCUGGGAUUGGCCAGCUCUGCUGCCACGGAUGCUGGUCCAAUCACAGGCCCCGAUGCUGAUGCUGCUGCGUUUGCCUCCAACGAUGUGUCUACAAUGCUGGAUGGGUACUAUGAGAUGAUGAAGGGUAAAGGGGAUGCGGCAUGGGCGGAUCGCAUGUUCCCCCAAGCUGCCUCCGCCUCUCAGCCUUCAUCCGCUUCUCUUGAGCCUUCUGAGUCAGCUUUGGUUUCAUCCCAACCCAGCGACACAGCAUCUGCGAGCAACGGGCGUGCAGGCAGGGGUGCAGAGCGGGGUGUGGAGAGCGGUGCAGAGAGCAGACUUUUGAGUCGACUCAAAAGUCAACUCGGCAACGGGCGUGCAGGCAGGGAUGCAGAGCGGGGUGUGGAGAGCGGUGCAGAGAGCAGCAGUGGUGGUGGUGCUGGUCCUGCUGCUGAUCGGACUGAUUCUGCUGCUGCACGCAUUGCUGCUGUUCCGAAUGCAGCUAGUGGAGCUGCGCUCACGGGUUCUACUACUGCCACAAGUGGUGGUAGUUCCAAUAACGGAGCUGCUAAUAAGGGGACAGGCGUUGGUGCGAGAGUUGGUCAUAAUGCCUCUGCCGCUGCUGCUGCUGCCGCCGCUGCUGCCGCCGCUGCUGCAGCUUCAUCAACAGAGGAAGCAACGCAAGGGGCGGGUGUGGGAGGUGUGGUGAUGGAAGCAACCGUCGGGAAGAAGGAGGAGAAGGAACAAGGGGGUGAAAGGAAAGGGGAAGGGAAAGGGGAGAGGAAAGUGGAAGCGAAAAGGGAGGUUCAAGUGGAAGCGAAAGGGGAUGGUGGGAGGUACAUGGGGUCAGUGGAGGGGCGGGCGACGGCAGCGGAGGUGGGGCGGGCGUUGGAGGGCAUCCUGGAUGACAUGCCACAAUACCGCCUCUGGAACUGGGUUGCACGGCCGCUCUAUGUUGGUGGUCUUUUCGAGGGUAUGCUGGAUGACAUGCUGCAGUUCCGCCUCUGGAACUGGGUUGCACGACCGCUCUAUGUUGGUGGGUGCGAUGGGGGUGUAUGGGUGCUGUGUGCUGAGUGUUGUCUGCUGUGUGCCAUUCCAUUGGAGGGGCUGGAGAAGAUUCCGCGCAACGAGGGCAAGCUGCUGUUUGUGGGCAAUCACACCAUCUUCGGCAUCUAUGACAUGCCGCUCAUGAUUCGAGACAUCCACAUGCGCACAGGGGUGACUUUAAGAGGGCUCGGCGCGCCUACCCACUGGCAGGGCCCCUUUGCCGACCAGUUCACCAAAUAUGGGGCUGUGCGGGUGUCCCCCCGGGCAUGUUAUCAACUCUUGCGGGAGGGGGAGAACCUGCUGCUGUACCCGGGGGGCGGCAGGGAGGUGGGGAAGCGGAAGAACGAGAAGUACAAGCUGUUCUGGCGGGAUACCACCGACUUUGUGCGCAUCGCCGUGCGCUGUGGCGCCACGAUUGUGCCGUUCUCGACUAUCGGGGUGGAGGAUGCGUUUGAUGUUCUCAUGGACCCCGAGUGA
Closterium sp. Yama58-4 is the source of this 1542-nucleotide messenger RNA. The record is from the annotation of a GenBank genome assembly. Lineage: Eukaryota; Viridiplantae; Streptophyta; Zygnematophyceae; Desmidiales; Closteriaceae.